Neospora caninum is the source of this 765-nucleotide messenger RNA. RefSeq lists its product as hypothetical. Bases 1 to 765 code for a protein of 254 amino acids. Lineage: Eukaryota; Apicomplexa; Conoidasida; Eucoccidiorida; Sarcocystidae. The record is from RefSeq and is a predicted model, not a curated record. The transcript has a single exon.
AUGCAGGGCGUUCGCUUCGUCCCGCUCGGCCUCUUUUUUGGAGUCCUCUUCGUCUUUCCCCCUUGUGGGGCAGAGAAGCCGGCUGUCCCCUGCCAACCUGCACUGCAUACUUCACCCGUUCAGGCGGGGUCUUUCGAGGCCCGCGCCCGUUCAGCAGCGCCGCUAAGCUCGACGUAUGGUGGCGCGGCUUCCGACGCUGCUUUGCCCGCGUGGAGUGUCGCAGCUGGCCUCCAUGAAAUUCCAGCAGGCCGUGCAGGCGCUCUUGUCGGUGCACUCGUCGUCGCCGCGGGCCCCCAAAAUGGCGAGGAAGACGCAAGCGCUGCGCAGGAAAGGGCGGACACCGUCCCUGAGCCUCUCCAUGAGUCACACAGACAGCAACAGGCUCUCACCUCGCCACACUCCCAGUUGAGGGACUCUUCGGCACUCGCGGCAGGCGGGCCUUCUCAGCGGGCGGCAGUUUCCAAGCGUUCGCGGUCCCAAGCAAGAAGCAGACCAGCGGCUCUCUUGGUGCUCGUCAGAGCGGCAGCGCUCUUUUUUCUGGUCAAUCUGCUCAUUACGGCAUCGAUCCUCCCGCCGCCUGCGGUCGUGCGGCGACAAGCAGAGACAAUUGAAAAGAUGGUAGCGCAACGCGUCGGAAACUCGAUUCUUGCCACAGCGCUUCAAGAGCAGUUCGCAGUUCGGGGACUUAUCGUGGUCACCUUGGCUGCGGCCAUUAUCCUCACGGAAGCUGGAGUGCACGCUUUCUUUCGCUCGGUCCUGACAUGA